AGAAGUUCAUUUUUUUUUGCAGCAUACUUCUCUUCUUUAUCAUCCCAUCUUCAAAAAGAAAGAAAAAGCAGAAAUCUUUAGCUUAAAUUUGAAGACUCUUCCUUUUACACACACACUCUCUUUCUUAAGAAGAUGUUUGAUCCUAAACACUCUUACACUGUUACACACCUGAAGAACAAGUUUCCCAGAUUCUCUUCUUCACUUUAAUACUAUUCUCUUACAUCAUUACUUAAAAACCCCAUCCAUAAAAACCCUUCUAAAAAAAAUGUUCUUCUACUUCUUCAUUAUACUCUAAAAAAAUUUCUAUUUUAGUCCAAAAAUUCCUUACCAAAGAAUCACUAAGAUGUUCACUUCUUUACCUUAUUUGGUAAAUUUGACAUUUCAUUUCCUCUGUUUUUUCCUCUGUUUUUUCAUAUCUUCUUCCACUGUAUUAGCCUCUGAUUAUGAAGCAUUGCUUACUCUAAAGCAAGGUUUUAAUAACUCAAAUCCUUCAUUAAAAAACUGGGAUUCUUCAAAUUCUACUUCAUUUUGCUUUUGGACAGGAGUUAAGUGUCUUCAUGGAAGAGUAAUCUCACUUGACUUAACAGAUUUUCACCUUGAAGGUUCUAUUUCACCUGUUUUUUCCACCUUAGAUAGCCUCAUUCAUCUGUCUUUAGCAGGAAACAAUUUUUCGGGCCGUAUCGAAAUCGAUAACUUGAGUAGUCUUCGCUUCCUCAACUUAUCAAACAAUGUGUUCAAUGGUGGGAUGGAUGAAUGGAACUUGUCAAGUUUGCCAAAUUUAGAGGUGUUGGAUGUUUACAACAAUGAGUUCAAAUCACCUCUUCCAAUGAUGGGAAUGUCAAGUUAUAGAAAACUUAGGCAUUUAGAUUUGGGUGGUAACUUUUUCUAUGGAGAAAUCCCAUCAAGUUAUGGGGAGUUAAUCUCCUUAGAGUAUAUGUCUCUUGGAGGAAAUGACCUACAUGGUACUAUCCCAAAAGAGUUGGGUAACUUGACAAAUUUGAGGGAGCUUUAUUUGGGGCAAUACAAUGUAUAUGAAGGUGGCAUUCCUAAGGAGUUUGGGAAGUUGGUUAAUCUUGUUCAUUUGGAUGUUUCAAGUUGUGGAUUAUCCGGUUCGAUACCGAAAGAGUUAGGGAAUAUGAGGCUUAUUGAUACACUUUACUUGCAUAUGAACCAUUUUUCAGGUGGGAUACCAAGAGAAUUAGGGAACCUCACUAAUUUGGUUAAUCUUGAUCUUUCAAUUAAUGCACUUAGUGGGGAAAUACCUCAUGAGUUUGUGAACCUUAAGAAGCUUAAAUUGCUCAAUCUUUUCAUGAACAAGUUACAUGGGUCAAUUCCUGAUUAUGUUGCUGAUGAUUUGGAUGAUUUGGAGACUCUUGAGUUGUGGAAGAACAACUUCACUGGCGAGAUACCGCGAAAUUUGGGACAAAAUGGCAAGAUUCAAGUGCUGGAUUUAUCUUCCAAUAAGCUUACUGGUACUAUCCCUUCAAACUUGUGUGCCUCAACCCAACUUAGUGUCUUAAUUUUGAUGAAUAAUUUCCUUUUUGGACCAAUCCCAGAUAGUUUAGGGUCUUGUAUAAGUCUUAUUAGGGUCAGAUUAGGCCAAAAUUACCUUAAUGGUAGUGUCCCAAAUGGGUUGAUUUACUUGCCUCAACUUAACUUAUUGGAGCUCCAAAACAACUAUCUUUCUGGUAAUUUGCCUGAAAAUGUGAAUCCUUCUUUGUUAAAUCCUGUUAAAUUAGACCAACUUGACAUAUCUAAUAAUCUUUUAUCUGGGAUUUUGCCUGUUUCUAUAUCAAAUUUCACUUCAAUCCAAUCUCUUUACCUUGAAGGAAACCAAUUUUCAGGACCAAUUCCACAGUCUAUAGGUCAACUUAAGCAAGUUAUUAAACUUGAUCUUAGCAAGAAUUUUCUUUCUGGUUUAAUCCCUCCUGAAAUUGGAAAUUGUGCUCACUUAACAUAUCUUGAUCUUAGCCAAAACAAUCUUUCUGGGUCAAUUCCUCCUGAGAUUUCUGGUGUUAAAAUCAUAAGUUACUUGAAUGUGUCUAGGAACCACUUAAAUGGUACCUUACCCAUGUCAUUAGGGUCCAUGAAAAGUCUAACUAGUGUAGAUUUUUCCUUCAAUGAACUCUCAGGAAAACUGCCUGAAUCCGGACAGUUUUCGGUCUUUAAUGCCUCCUCUUUCGUGGGUAACCCGUUACUUUGUGGUUCGCUCUUGAACAAUCCAUGUAACUUAACACAAGUACUCCAAAGUCCAAAUAAAAAAUCUAGCAGUGGUCAGUUUAAGCUCAUUUUUGCCCUUGUACUCUUAGUAUGCUCUCUAAUUUUCGCGGGAGCUGCUGUUAUCAAGGCAAAAUCCUUUAAGAAAAGCUCAGACUCUUGGAAAUUAACCACAUUUCAGAAGGUAGAUUUUACCAUCUUAGAUAUACUUGAAUGCAUGAAAGAUGGCAAUGUGAUUGGAAGAGGUGGUGCAGGAAUUGUUUACCAUGGUAAAAUGCCUUGUGGGUCCGAAAUUGCAGUUAAAAAACUGUUAGGUUUCGGACCCAAUAGGCAUGACCAUGGUUUCAAAGCCGAGAUUGAGACCCUUGGCCAAAUAAGACAUCGUAAUAUUGUGAGAUUGCUUGCAUUUUGCACUAACAAGCACACCAAUCUUUUGGUGUACGAGUACAUGCGUAAUGGGAGCCUAGGGGAAGCACUACAUGGUAAAAAAUUGGGAGGCUUCCUAGGGUGGAAUAUGAGGUACAAGAUUGCAAUUGAGGCUUCUAAGGGACUAUGUUACCUUCACCAUGAUUGUUCUCCUUUGAUAGUUCAUAGGGAUGUUAAGUCUAAUAACAUACUCUUGAACUCGAAUUUCGAGGCACACGUAGCAGAUUUCGGGCUAGCUAAGUUCUUGGCCGAUGGUGGUGCAUCGGAGUGUAUGUCAGCAAUUGCUGGAUCAUAUGGUUAUAUUGCUCCAGAAUACGCAUACACAUUAAGAGUGGAUGAAAAGAGCGAUGUUUACAGUUUUGGAGUGGUUCUCUUAGAGCUGUUAACCGGACGACGUCCCGUUGGUGAUUUUGGAGAAGGUGUAGAUAUAGUGCAAUGGUCAAGAGUCCAAACAAAUUGCCGCAAGGAAACUGUGCCUAUUAUACUUGAUUCACGGUUAACAACAGUACCCCAAGAUGAAGCCAUGCAUUUGUUCUUCGUUGCCAUGCUAUGCACCCAAGAAAAUAGUAUUGAACGUCCAACCAUGAGAGAAGUGGUUCAAAUGCUAUCAGAGUACCCUUACCAUGCCAUGGGACAUCAAAAUGCUCCUUCGUCUUCAUUACUCAAUAAUAAUAUUAAUAAUAACAAUAAUAAUACUAAGCAACAACCUAAUAACGAUGCUAAAAAAGGUUAAAGGUUGCUACUUGUGGUAUAAGGGUUUUUCCUUUUCCUACUUUUGGGAAUUUUUUUGAAAAUUGUGUCUAGAAAUGUAGUUUUGUUAUUAAUUAUUAUAGUCUUCUAUUGUGGAAAAUUAAUAUGUAAUUUUUUUGUUUCUAGUUUCAUUGUCUAAUUAGAUUUAGGCAUAGAGUGAAUAUUGGUUAUGGAAUAUAUAUAUACGAAAUAAUUUUGAUCUCA
Molecule: messenger RNA, 3597 nt
Organism: Beta vulgaris subsp. vulgaris (sugar beet)
Lineage: Eukaryota; Viridiplantae; Streptophyta; Magnoliopsida; Caryophyllales; Amaranthaceae
Product: leucine-rich repeat receptor-like serine/threonine-protein kinase BAM1
Exons: 2
Coding region: 344-3376 (1010 amino acids)
Biological process (GO): protein phosphorylation
Molecular function (GO): ATP binding; protein kinase activity; protein binding
Source: RefSeq, a predicted model, not a curated record